CGAAUGUUGUCGGCGCCUCUCUUGAUCGGAGAUCAACGGUCGUUUAAACGGACGGCGGAGAUCGUGCGGCGCCAUGGAUUUCUCAAUUCAAUUUCGCUUCGGUAACUACAGUCGAAGUCAAGAAAAUCCUUCUGUUGCCGUCGUCGUUCUUCCGCUCCAAGCAAUUCAUCGAAGUUAGUAUGGAGCAAGCACUGUGGAGCCAUUUACCAGUAUUGUUAAGGGCCAAUUCCAAAGACUCUAUUGAAUUCAUUCUUCAAGCCCUAUGGAGAACCAGAAAAACCGGUCUUCAAUCUGCUGAUAGAUGCAUCAUCCAAGACAUGCUCCAACUGGAAAAUGACUCUGACCUCGAUCCACUUCUGGUUUGCCUCAGAAUGUUAAUCAGGAGAUGCGUUUAUGAAAAUACCUCCAAGGAUGAUAUUCCAAAGUUGUUUCCUGGAGAAGUUCUGCCUGAAUUGCAAAAACUAUUGACACUUUUGUUGCAGAAGUUUCAGCGAGAGUGGCAAGAAGACGUGUUGAAAGAUCAGGGUACAAGUAUUCAGAAUGUCGUGCCCGGAUUAAAGGAAAUGACAUGGAAUAUGGUAAAUCGGGAUACAGAAUCGUCAGAUCCUGCAGCUGUUAUUAAUUUGAAGCUUCAAAAUGAUGCUCAAUUUCACUCGGGAGACCUGGACGUGAAGUUCCAGUUGGCUACAUAUUCGCUAGAGAUGAUGCUAAAAACCAUGCACAAUAUUAGAGACCAGUUUUCAACCAUGGAUGAGGCGCCAAAAGCGAAUUAGUACGGGAAAGCAAUAGAGUUCCACAGAUAUAUCUCACAAAGAAUGGUACACUAGAUGGACUCAGAUGACAAGCCUGUGGAUGGAUAGUAGUCGCAGUAUCAUUCGGUUUAAAGCAUUAACUGACCAGAUCACCCUGUUGUUUACUGCUAUAGUCACUUUUUGGAAGAGAAAAUUCCAAUGCCCUCUUUAAGUGUAAAUACAAAGAGAGAAAAUACAAUAUGCCAAUGCCCUCUUUAAAUGUAGAAUCACUCUUUUUCUUUUUAUUUGUUCAGUGGCACAUUGUUGUACAUUGCUUGGGGGCAUGAUAAACCCCUGCUGACCAUUCUAAACAAUGGGAGAUUAUGUAAUUAUUGAUAACCUUACUCCUUAAUGAAAAUGACCUUUCCUUUA
This is a messenger RNA of Vicia villosa (hairy vetch), 1163 nucleotides long. RefSeq lists its product as uncharacterized. The transcript is spliced from 8 exons. The record is from RefSeq and is a predicted model, not a curated record. NCBI's taxonomy places the organism in Eukaryota, Viridiplantae, Streptophyta, Magnoliopsida, Fabales, Fabaceae. Bases 180 to 773 code for a protein of 197 amino acids.